CCUCUCUCUCUCCCUCUCCAUCUCUCUCCCCCCCACAUGGACGCGGAAUACCUCGUCCUCACCAGCCAACGUGUGAGCGGAGGCUGACGCGAGUGCCCGCAUACGGAGUGCGGACCGCGGAGUGUCGUUGCGCGCGUCCUCGGUCCUUUCUUUCUCUCCCCCCCCUCAGAAAGCCGAGCUCACGUCUUUUUCCUCCCCUCCCUGACGCAGAACAGAAGAGUGGCUUUCUUAGAUCUCUCUCCCAUUACACGUCCAGAUCCCUCCCUGUCCUGGUCUCUGUCACUCAUCUCCACGGGGAAACCAGAGACCAUUUCGGAAUAUGGCACAACCUCUCUGUGGCGCUGCCUGGUGACGCGGCUGCUCAUCAUGUGGCGUUUCUCUCCCUUCUAACUAAAGUCGCCGGGCUCGUCGCGGUGUGUUCUGGCCGCUGCUUUAUUCCAACAGGGGGCCAAGUGAAGAAAGCAUAAAAAGCCCCUGGGGAAAAUGGAAGUUUUGGCGUCGGCUUGGUCCACUGAGGCUGCUGCUGCUGGUGAUUUGGUGCUUGGUGCAGGGGGACAACUGCGUCGCCAGGUCUGAAAGGCUGGGACUCUCGGGUCAUUGCAACGGGACCUGCUCUUCCAGAUAACUCCAUUUCCCCCUUGACGUUAUCGAAUGCUUUGCGAUUGGUCUCCUCAGACGAGCGUCCCCCAGCCCCUCGGUUCGCCCUGACGCGUCGGCGUUUGGAUGCGGUUUGUUCCCUCUGCGGCUCGUCGCCCCCCUGCUCGCUCAACGUGAGGAUUUGAUGUGGGCAAGAAUUCCAACAGGGCACCAGUCCGUGACUAUCCCCCCUCACACUCUCUAACGUCAAGUGAAUCUCCAGGCACAGAUCACAGGGAAUUUCCUUGACCGCCCCACGAAUGGACUAAAACCAGGAGCGUCGCUUUUUUCCCCGGGAUCUAAACUGUGAUCGUCUCCCUCUCUGGUUGUGGUUUUUUUUUUUUGGGGGGGGGGGGAUACAUCUGGACAACAUGAAAGUUAUCUCGGCCGUGUUGCUCCUCGCCGUGUUUUGGAGCCAGGAGUGGAAGUCGGUGCUCUCGGAUUCAAUCAUCCACAUCGGUGCCAUCUUUGAUGAGUCAGCACGGAAAGACGACGAGGUGUUCCGCCUCGCCGUGGCUGACCUCAAUUUGAACAAUGAGAUCUUGGAGACGGAGAAGAUCACCAUUUCUGUGGAGUUUGUGGACGGAAACAACCCCUUUCAGGCUGUGCAAGAAGCCUGUGAGCUGAUGAACCGCGGCAUCCUGGCCCUGGUCAGUUCAAUCGGCUGCAUGUCAGCGGGCAGCCUUCAGACUCUGGCCAAUGCCAUGCACAUCCCCCACCUCUUUAUCCAGCGUUCCCCAGCAGGAACUCCCCGCUCCGUCUGCCAGCCCACCAGUCGCAUCCCAGGAUCCGAUGACUACACCCUAAUGGUCCGCCCACCUGUCUAUCUCAAUGAUGUGAUCAUGACAGUCGUGUCUGAGUAUAGCUGGCAGAAGUUCAUCCUCUUCUAUGAUUCUGAUUUUGAUAUUCGUGGUAUAGAGGAUUUUCUGGACCGGACCUCUCAGCAGGGAAUGGACGUUUCCCUACAGAAGGUGGAAUCUAAUAUCAACAUGAUGAUCACAAGUCUGUUCCGAACAAUGCGUGUGGAAGAGCUGCAUCGAUACAGGGAUACACUUCGCAGAGCCGUGCUGUUCAUGAGCCCAGCCACUGCGAAGGCAUUUAUCACUGAGGUGGUGGAGACCAACCUGGUGGCCUUCGAUUGUCACUGGAUCCUGAUUAAUGAGGAGAUCACAGACUAUGACUUGCAGGAGUUAGUUUUGAAGUCAAUCGGCCGGCUGACGGUGGUGCGGCAGACCUUCCCCAUGCCCCAGAACACAACUCAGCGCUGUGUCAAACACAACCACAGGAUUAACACUUCCCUCUGUGACCCUAAGAACCCCCGGUCUCAGCAGCUAGAGAUCUCCAAUCGCUACAUCUAUGAUACUGUGUUGCUGCUGGCCAAUACCUUUCACAGAAAAUUGGAGGAUAGGAAGUGGCACAGCAUGGCCAGUCUGAGCUGCAUCAGGAAGAACUCCAAACCUUGGCAGGGAGGCAAGAGUAUGCUGGAUACUGUUAAAAAGUUCGGCGUGAGCGGCCUCACAAGUUUCCUGGAGUUCACUGAAAACGGCUCUAACCCCAACAUCUUCUUUGAAAUCCUGGGAACAAAUUACGGAGAAGACAGGGGAAGAGGAGUCAGUAGGCUGGCGAUGUGGGACCCGGUCCAUGGCUUGAACGGCACGCUGACGGACAGGAAAUUGGAAAAUAACAUGAGAGGAGUGGUGCUACGAGUUGUCACUGUUUUGGAGGAGCCGUUUGUAAUGGUGUCAGAGAACGUCCUGGGGAAGCCAAAGAAGUACCAGGGCUUUUCUAUCGAUGUCCUGGACGCCCUGUCCAACUACCUGGGCUUUAAGUAUGAGAUCUACGUCGCUCCAGACCAUAAAUACGGAAGCAUGCAGGCUGAUGGUCAGUGGAACGGACUGAUGGGCGAAUUGGUCUUCAAGCGAGCCGAUGUGGGACUUUCUGCCCUCACCAUCACACCUGAGCGAGAGAGCGUCGUGGACUUCACCACACGCUACAUGGAUUAUUCUGUGGGUGUUCUGCUGCGCAAGGCCGAGCGCACUGUGGACAUGUUUGCCUGCCUGGCGCCCUUCGACCUGUCACUGUGGGCGUGCAUCGCGGGCACCGUGCUCCUCAUUGGCAUCCUGGUGUACUUGCUCAACUGGCUCAACCCGCCCCGGCUACCCAUGGGAUCUGUGUCCUCGACAACGCUGUACAAUUCCAUGUGGUUCGUGUACGGAUCCUUUGUACAACAAGGUGGAGAGGUACCCUACACCACUCUGGCUACGAGGAUGAUGAUGGGCUUUUGGUGGAUGUUUGCUCUGAUUGUCAUCUCUUCAUAUACUGCCAACCUAGCCGCCUUCCUCACCAUCUCACGCAUAGAGAACUCCAUACAGUCUCUGCAGGACUUAUCCAAGCAAAUAGAGUUGCCUUAUGGUACAGUGCUGGACUCUGCGGUGUAUGAUCAGGUGCGCUCCAAAGCCAUGAACCCCUUUGAGAGAGAUCCCAUGUACUCCCAGAUGUGGCGGAUGAUGAACCGCACCGGAGGAGGGGAAAACAAUGUUGAGGAGUCAAAAGACGGCAUCCGCAAGGUGAAGUCUGGCCGGUUUGGCUUUGUGUGGGACACAGCUGUGCUGGAGUACGUUGCCAACAAUGACGAGGAUUGCUCCUUCUACACGGUCAGCAGCAGCGCACCAGACCGUGGAUAUGGUAUCGCCAUGCAACACGGCAGCCCCUACCGGGACAUUUUCUCCCAGAGAAUCUUGGAGCUGCAGCAGAACGGAGACAUGGAUAUACUGAAACUUAAGUGGUGGCCCAAGGACAGCCCCUGUGACCUGUACAGCUCAGUCCAGACACGGCAGCAUGGCAACGCCCUGGACAUCCACAGCUUCGCCGGUGUUUUCUGUGUCCUGGCAGCCGGUGUAGUGCUCUCUUGCCUCAUUGCAAUGGUGGAAAGCUGGUGGUCGCGGAGGAAGGGAUCCAGGGUCCCCUCCAAGGAGGACGAUAAGGAAAUCGACUUGGAGCACCUACACCGGCGGGUUAACAGCUUGUGCACCGAGGAUGAGAGCCCCCACAAGCAGUUCUCCACCUCUUCCGUCGAUUUAACACCCCUCGACAUGGAUGCGCUUCCUGCUGCGCGCCAGGCCCUCGAACAGAUCAGUGACUUCCGCAACACCCACAUCACGACCACCACCUUCAUCCCUGAGCAGAUCCAGACCCUCAGCCGCAGCCUCUCUGCUAAAGCCGCCGCUGGAUUUUCCGCUGGUUUCGGUAGCGGUGGCGGUGGGGGCGUUCUCCAGGACCACCGGACUGGGGUGGGCCCUUUCAGGCAGAGGGCCCCCAACGGUGGCUUCUUCCGCAGCCCCAUUAAAACAAUGUCCUCCAUCCCCUACCAGCCCACAGGUCCAGGACCCAACUUUGGAUAUGGCAAUGAUCCAGACAGGGGCACCUCCAUAUGAGGAGUUGCCAAGGAUGUGGUCGGUUCAGGAGAAGGAGGAAGAGAAAGAGAAAGAGCAUGAGGAGGAGGAGGCGGCGGCGAAGAGGCUAGAGUCAGUCAUGGGGUGGUAGAACAAAUACAUUAUGGCUAAGCGUAAAAGACAGAAGAUAGGGAUCUGUGUACAUAGGAAAUCUCUCUGUUUUAUACAAUGUGUGGAGAAGACGAAGGAGGUGGAGGUCUUUUGGGGCAUUCCUUAUCCUCCUGCGAACCAUGCUGGUGAGGUGCAAGAAUGGAAGCUGGAGAGUGAUCUUUGCUUUAUCGUUGUUGUUCUUGUGAUUGUUUGGGGGAUUAUUUGGGGGGAUAUCUGUGAAAGGGGAUCUUUUUUAAAAAAUUGUUUCAGUUCUAUGACAUGAGGCCUGCCUCAUGUAAGGGAGAUUUGCUGAUAUGACCUGACUCCUAUUACCUUCUAAACCCCAACUCGGAGGGUUUCAUUUAUACGACUCCAACCACAGGAAAUACUUCUAUGUUCUCGUGAGCUCCGGGGCUGCCAUUGGUGGAUGACUGGUGUCUGUAGCCAAGAAGCAACAACAACUAAUAAGCAAUUUUGGGGCAGAUACUUUAUGUCGGUAUAUAUAACCCAUAGUUCCUUGUGUAGCCCUGGGCAUGCACACAGCGGCCCCACUCCCACCCUUGCAGUUUUGAAAAGGUCCCAUCUCAGUGAAUAUCAGAAGAUUCCACCAGGUUUUCUCUGCCUUUUCACUAUGUGGGAUUCAAUACUCAGUUUUCUCUCGUCUUCUCUGGUGUCGAUUCGCCAAUACCUCGGGUUCUAAAUGUGUAAGCAUCUCCAAGAUGGUGUCAACACAGUGGCCUGACUAGACCUAAGACUUCACAGCUGAACACACGCUGACCCAGUGAUGAUGCAUCACUCUGAAAAACUGUUGAAAUGCCAUGACAGUGCAACAGUACGACACUGUAGAAUCACCAGUUUGGUGCAUCAAGCUUAAACUUCUUCUGCCAUUUUGGUGCAUCAGCCUGAAACUUUCACCGUUUUGAUGCACAUUAAAGACUCUUUGUCAAUUCCACUGCACUGUACCAGUGCCCACAGACCUGUAAGUGAUUGUAUGUAGAUCUGACCUUUUCUUUUUCUCACCCGUAUUGUGCUCUCUGCUUUUCAAGUCAAGGUGAGACUUGACUAAUCAGACGCCCAGAGGGAUGAUACAAAAAACAACCUAAAGAGAAAAAAAACCAACAUAAAAAUACAAGCUGAAAGACUUCAAAAAGCGUAUGCUUAUUAUAUGUCUUUUAUUGAAUUUUGUUUUUGAAAAAAAAAAAGAUUUUAAUGCGUGGAAUGUGUUUUGGUCAGGAAGUACAAAAAAAAUAACAUUGUUCUGAGCUGUCUGCUUGUUUUUUUUUUUCCUCAGCAAACUUUGAAAAACUGCUAAAUGAGUGAUGUAGUCUCUGGUUUUUGCAUAACUGUCAUUCAAACAUUUACAUUUGAUUUCAAUUUUUUUUUUGCUUAAUUUCAGUGCUGCCAUGACCUUGGUGUUUUAAAGGUAAAAGCUAAUUAUGUAAGGUCAUGUCAUGUUAAAGUUCAUUGAUCACGUAUCAGGUUCAAGUGGUGAAACAGAGUUGAUCUUGUGAUGAGGAGAAGCCAUUAAUACAGCAUCUUCAGUACAGGCCUUAUAUGUCAACUAGCUAGUUGUACCCUCCAAAACCCAAUUUAUCACCAUGUACAUUUAAUAGCAGCAAAUCAGUGGUCGUGUUUUAGGGGUUAUGGGAAUGUCACGAAGAGUCAAUGGCCAUCUGAACCCAUUGGCGGCCUUUUAUGAGAUGAGUUCAAAAGAUACUUCUAUUUCAUAUCUGUAAUCUUAAGGGUACUGUUUAUAUAACUUGUUGUUUUUUUUAAAGUGCCAAUUUAUUGAAAUGAGACCAUUAAGGUGCAUUUUGGGGGUGGGAAAGGGGAACGGUACAUUAAGAUCAUUAAAAGGGUUUUAUGUGGAUUGGGGUGAUAAAAUGGAACCAAACCUUUUUUUCACUAACACUGUAUUAAUAAUUGAUAAUGUUAGUUGUUUAGAACAAGUUUUCAGUUUGUUAUCUUUAAGAACUAAAACCGCAAAAUGUUGUGCAUAGAGAACUCAGUCACGCCACGGUGUUUUGAAGCAUUCUUAGGCAUCCAUUUCUUAUAUUAGGCUACAGUAUGGCUAUUGAAUGACAAAUAGGACACAGGCAUUUAAAAAAAAGUUUUAUUUAGUUUAAUGAAAGAGACAUUAUAAAAUGUAUAUUUUACAUGUUGAUGCUAUUUUUGUUUAACAAAAAGAAAAGAGUAUAUCAUGAUGAGCUUUAGUCUUGAGUUCAGCAGUCACGUUACUGCAUUUGGAUUUCCCUUGUCCUGCCCAUGGUCAACAUACAACACAAACUCUUUACGUUUCUCAUGUCACCCUGAGUCCAUUUUAUCAUUUGCUGGCAAAAUAACAAAAAGUGGCAAGAUGAUUAAAAAGACCGCAUGCACAAACUUGCUGUUGCGCUACCUGUUAGCAUUUUUUAUUUCAUACAUAGAACUACAGGAUUUCAUUGAUAAUUUUCAAACUUUACGAUGUACAGUAUUUAAUAUAGGCCUAUUUUGUUGUAUGUGUUGCAUAUUAUUCAAAAACUGAACAAACUGGGGCCUCUGUUACAAGUGGCAAAGCUUUCUGUGUAUAAUUUGUCUAAUAAACAGGUUUUCUACA
Scophthalmus maximus (turbot) is the source of this 6774-nucleotide messenger RNA. It is a transcript of the gene grid2, whose product is annotated as glutamate receptor, ionotropic, delta 2. NCBI's taxonomy places the organism in Eukaryota, Metazoa, Chordata, Actinopteri, Pleuronectiformes, Scophthalmidae. Gene Ontology annotation, biological process: monoatomic ion transport; modulation of chemical synaptic transmission; synaptic transmission, glutamatergic. Bases 1008 to 4070 code for a protein of 1020 amino acids. Gene Ontology annotation, cellular component: plasma membrane; postsynaptic membrane. The transcript is spliced from 16 exons. The record is from RefSeq and is a predicted model, not a curated record. Gene Ontology annotation, molecular function: transmitter-gated monoatomic ion channel activity involved in regulation of postsynaptic membrane potential; glutamate-gated receptor activity.